Messenger RNA from Cordyceps militaris CM01, 2565 nucleotides. RefSeq names its product Heterokaryon incompatibility. Bases 1 to 2565 code for a protein of 854 amino acids. The transcript has 3 exons. The record is from RefSeq and is a predicted model, not a curated record. Lineage: Eukaryota; Fungi; Ascomycota; Sordariomycetes; Hypocreales; Cordycipitaceae.
AUGGAUCGGCUCAAAGCAUGCGAGCCGUGUCUCCUACUGAGCGCCUCUCUUCUGCUCUGGGAAGUGGCCGUGGCGCGAGGGACGACAAGCCAGUAUCAGGGAAGAGUCGACUUCUUCCUCGGCACCUCGGCCGACCUUGAAGCGCGUUCCUCCUCCGGCUGCAAGAGUUGCGCCUCUGUCAUGGGAUGCUCGAGCCACCCCGAUAUCGAGGAGACGCAUGGCAACGUGUAUGGUGUGAGCGCACACUUCCGCUUGAAGCAGCCGCUGCUCACUAUUGCCUGGGGAAACCUGGAUGCGAACACUAAGAAUCCUGCGCAGCGGCGAGCCCAGCUGAUUAACUUGCGCCUGGAUAUACUGCUGUCGACGAAUCCGGUGCUCGCCAAGUCCACUACGGGCCGGGGCCGACUGUACGAUGUUGACGGGUACAAUGUCAGCUUGAUGCGGCGCUGGAUGGAACGGUGCGACAAGCACCACGAAUCAACCUGUUCGGCCAAAUACAAAGACUUUGUCCUGCUACAGGCGAGGCUCAGUCUAAUUGACGUCGAGGAUCUGUGCAUCGUCACGCCAGAGGAGCCCGUUCGCUACGCAACGCUGAGCUACGUCUGGGGCGUCGCCGCGUUGCCCGUGGCGAAAAAGGCAAACAUGACCUUUCUGCGACUGCCCGGUGCCUUCCGGCGAGGUGGCUACCUGGAGCUCCCGGCCACCAUACACGACGCGGUGCGUCUCUGCGCCAAUAUCGGUAUCCGGUAUCUCUGGGUCGACAGCGUGUGCAUUGUGCAGGACGACACAGAGUCCAAGAUGGAGCAGAUCAAGGCCAUGAGCUCGGUGUAUGCCAAUGCCCAUGUGACGCUUGUUGCAUUGUCAUCAGAGGACGCCAAUGCGGGGAUCCCACGCAUCUCACAGGCCAAAUCAGGUUCUGACGUGUCGCCAUUCGUCGACUUACCUUGUCAGACACUGAUCAAGGCAUCCCAAGGGUCACAUGGACUGCCACCCGUGAUUCAUGCUGGAAGUAUGUGGUCGAAAAGAGCCUGGACGCUGCAGGAAACGGUCUUGUCCAGGAGGCUUAUUUGCCUAGGCCCUGUUGCUUCGUGGGCGUGUUCUGGCGCGCACUGGUCGGAAGACUUGGAAGUACUCUCCGAGACGGACGGCCUGCCUGCACCGACGAAAGAAAUAGACAAACUGUCGAUUCCGGCGUGGCCGGACAUGGCUCAGUACGCAAGUCUCGCGACUGCAUACGCGGCGCGUCGGUUGACAAUGCCCACAGACACCCUCAACGCGUUUGAGGGAAUCGCGGCACCCGUGAGACAGCUUUUCCAGAGCGAAUUUCUAUUCGGGGUUUCCGAGUUUGAGUUUGACCUGGGCCUUCUGUGGCAGCACAGACGGAGGGGAGCGAAGCCACGCUCCGGUCUGGACUGGGCGGGCAAAGGUCACAAUUUCCCCAGUUGGUCUUGGAUAUCCCAUCAUGGGCUGCACUUGCAAACCUUUUGGCGGCCAGACUCUUCGUGCCCGCGACCGGAGCUGAGGAUAUCCCCACUUGUCCAGUGGAAGAAGCAGAACAAGGCCACAGAGGACUGGGAAGACGUGGACAACUCGUACCAUGCAGUCCGCAAGCACUUUGAGAAGCCGGAUGCCUCUACGCCGGACAACUGGACCAAGCACACAGACGGCCUCGAGUCGCCAUACUACCAAUCUGCGCAGUUUAGUCACAUCCAGCCCUCGCCCAAGUUUAGCUACCCUAUCCCGACCCGGCCAAGCCUUGCAAGCCAGCCCGCGGCUUCCUACUACCCGCACCUGCUCUUCCAAGGCAGCCUGGCGCGCGUGCGUUUCCAGUUUCGCGGAUCCGCAGAGGAGCGCGCGGCCACAAACGAAAAGCUGCGAGAGGAAGCGCUGGUUCCUGAAAUGGAGAUUGUCAGUGGCACAGAUGAGGCUUGGAUCGGGCGCGUACGCCUGAAUCUGCAACCGGGUAGUGCGCUGCCGCGAGACGACGAGGAGCAGGAGGUCAUUGCCAUUUCAGAGGCCACGAUGACGACCAAGGCUGCCAAGGAGCACUCGCUGACAACGGAGGCGGCCGAUCGGGAAGAGGUUGGACAGGGCGGCGAUGGCCGGUAUCGGUUUGUGAAUGUGCUGUGGAUUGGGCCGACGGAAGACGGCAAAGUGUAUCGCAAGGCGCUGGGGAGGAUAUGGUGGAAGGCCUGGGAGAAGAUGACGGUUGAGCAGACGAGUUCGGCCGUUAAGGCCAAGUUUCGCCGCGCAGACACGACGGAGCCGGAUGUGGGCGAUAACAAAUUCAUGCGCUUGGAGGACGAGGGCCUGACGGAUCAGGAGCUCGAUACAGAGGAGCUGAAAGAGGCCCUGCAGGAACAGCUGGAGCAGGAGCUCGCGGCGGCAUCGGAGCAGAAUUUGCUGGCUAUCAAGGAGGUGCGCGCCAGGACGGAGAUGGAGGUGGUAGAGGAUGCCAAGGAGGAUAUGGAGAGGCUAAAUAUGAUUGAAAAGCUGGAGAGGCUCGAGAAGAGGCCAUGCAUUGCUUCCGAGAACGAGGAAAAGGAGAUGAUGGACGAGGACUGA